Westerdykella ornata is the source of this 1529-nucleotide messenger RNA. RefSeq names its product DUF887-domain-containing protein. The record is from RefSeq and is a predicted model, not a curated record. Gene Ontology annotation, biological process: lipid homeostasis. Lineage: Eukaryota; Fungi; Ascomycota; Dothideomycetes; Pleosporales; Sporormiaceae. Bases 218 to 1330 code for a protein of 370 amino acids. The transcript has 2 exons. Gene Ontology annotation, cellular component: endoplasmic reticulum; membrane.
CUAUGCGGCGCUGACUGACUGACCUCCGAGCUCCACGCCUCUUCUGCCUUCUGCCUGCUAUAACCCUUUAUCCUCUCCUUCUCUUCUUCCUUUCCUUCCUGCUCCUUCUCCCGCGAUCCUGCGACGCUCGCUCUCGUGCAACGCAACUUAGAGAUCGAUCGACUGCCGCCCGACACGCCGCCCUUGCAUCCGCCUCGGUAUUCACAACCCCUCCGCCAUGCGCGACCCUUUCCCCAUCCCCCCACCACCGGCGAUAGCGGAACAUGUGCAGGCACUUGCCAACAAGGCCGGCCUUCAGGUGCUCCAUCUGCACUUCCACGAGGUCGUCUUCGCCUUCCUGCUCUACCAUGUCACGUACAAGUACAUCUCGCCCGUCAUCUCCCGCAUCUUCUUCCCCCAGAUCUACACGUCCUUCAAUGCCCGGACGAAGCUCAACUGGGAUGUGCACGUUGUCUCGUUUGUGCAGAGCACGCUCAUCAACAUCCUCGCCCUCUAUGUCAUGUGGCAGGACAAGGAGCGCGCAGGCAUGGACUGGCGAGGCAAGGUCUUGGGAUACACUGGGGGGUCUGGCUUGAUCCAGGGCAUGGCUACGGGCUACUUUGUGUGGGAUCUGGUCAUCACGGUGCAGCAUCUGGAGAUCUUUGGCGUCGGCAUGCUCGCCCACGCCAUUUCGGCGCUCUUUGUCUUCUCGUUGGGAUUUAGACCCUUUGUAAACUACUACGCGCCCGUCUUCAUCCUCUACGAGCUCUCGUCGCCGUUCCUCAACAUCCACUGGUUCUGCGACAAGCUCAAUCUCACCGGUGGCAGGUUCCAGCUCGUCAACGGCAUCAUGCUGCUCCUCACCUUCUUCUCCGCGCGCCUCGUCUACGGCACCUACCAGUCGGUGCGAGUGUUCUCGGAUAUCUACCAGACAAUCAGGCAUAAUAGCGUUCUCACGGACCCGGAGGUCGGCAAAGCCGCGCCCCUCGACGACGUGAUGCAGUUCGCGGGCGAGCGGGCGAUCCCUCUGUGGCUCCCGCUCUGCUACCUCGCGUCGAACCUGACGCUAAACGGACUGAACUGGUUCUGGUUCGAGAAGAUGAUUGCGACGCUGCGCAAGCGGUUCGAUCCGCCGUUCGGGACGCGCAAGCCGGAGAUCAAGCUCCCGGAGAAGGUGCCCGAGGAGGAGAUGGUGCUGGUGGAGGGGACGGCGUUGGCGACGCCGGGGGUGAAUGCGGCGGACGAGAGUGGAAAGGACUAUAUUUCGUCGGUGCAGGUGGAGAAGGCGGGGAGCGUGCUGAAGGUGCAGCAGACGGAGGUGAGGAAUCGGACGGCAAGGAGAAGGGGUUAGAUGUGUGGAUAAUGGGUUGGGAAGAGGGAUGGUCGCUGGGGUAUUGGUCCUCGCGGUUUCCCGAGAGGUAUUUAUGGUCUAGCAUUUAGGGAUUUUACUGUGUAGCUCUCUAGCGAGGCUGGAUAUCCAAGAAGCAAAUUUCCAACGAAACGAGAACAAGUUCGUCUCUCCUUGAGAAAUCCUCAAGUCAACACUAGAG